Cariama cristata (Red-legged seriema) is the source of this 782-nucleotide messenger RNA. RefSeq names its product phosphatidylinositol 3,4,5-trisphosphate 3-phosphatase TPTE2-like. The transcript is spliced from 7 exons. The record is from RefSeq and is a predicted model, not a curated record. Gene Ontology annotation, biological process: dephosphorylation. The coding region runs from base 11 to 613 and encodes 200 amino acids. Gene Ontology annotation, molecular function: phosphatidylinositol-3,4,5-trisphosphate 3-phosphatase activity. NCBI's taxonomy places the organism in Eukaryota, Metazoa, Chordata, Aves, Cariamiformes, Cariamidae. Gene Ontology annotation, cellular component: cytosol.
GACUGGAACAAUGGUCUGUACCUGGCUCAUAGACAGCGACCAGUUUGAGAGUGCAAAGGAAAGUUUGGACUACUUUGGGGAGAGAAGAACUGAUAGAAGCACAAGUACCAAGUUUCAGGGAGUUGAAACUCCAUCCCAGAGUAGGUAUGUUGGGUAUUAUGAGAUCCUGAAAAACAAGUAUAACUUGAAACUCCCACCAGAGAGACAACUCAAAAUAAAAAACCUCAAAAUCCACUCUAUACAUGGAGUUGGGAAAGGCAAUGGAACUGAUAUGAAGGUGCAGAUUAUAGUGAGGAAGCAAGUUGUACUAGAAUGUGUAUGUGCCAGUCAAGGAAACUGCAAGCUCUUCUUUGAUUCUGAAAGUGACUCUGUAGUCAUUGGCGUGGAAGACAGCCCUGUUAUAAGUGGUGAUGUGAAAGUCAGAUUUGAAUCGCGUUCUGAUCUCCCAAAAGGCUAUGAUGACUGCCCGUUCUUCUUCUGGUUCAACACUUCCUUUAUUGAAAAUAACAGACUCUACCUUCCCAGGAAUGAGCUGGAUAACCCUCACAAGUCUAAAACAUGGAAAGUCUAUAGUGAGACAUUUGCUGUGGAGGUGAACUUCAUUGAACCAUAAGGGAAAGCUGAAAGAAGGGAAACGCAUAAAAGUAAUCUCUUUUUCCUGGAGAAUGUCUUGCUGCUUCAGGACAAAGUGAAGCAGUCUCACUUUGAUGUACUGAAUGUAUUUCUGUGUAGAUACAACUUCUCAAAUAAACUUACAUGAAGUUCUGUUGUGCAGAGCAAUA